AUGAUCAUGGUGAAUUCUUCUGGACCAGAAACCAGUGGACAGGAGAUCUCUACCAGAUCAAUUCAGAUUCAGCUCUUACAUGGUUCCAAGCAAGAAAAAGCUGUCAGCAACAAAACGCAGAUUUACUAAGCAUCAAAGAGCUGCGUGAGCAAACAUACCUGACAGGAUUAACAAGUAGUGUGGACACUGACUACUGGAUUGGUCUUAACAGUUUAGAUUUGGACAGCGGAUGGGAAUGGAUUAGCAAACAUCCGUUAAGAUACUUAAACUGGUCACCAGGUAGCCCAUCUUUGGAAACAGCUAAAAGCUGUGGAUCAAUGCAUUCUACGAACGGCAGAUGGAGGAAUAAUUUGUGUGACCAGAAGUUUGGGUACAUUUGCAAAAAAGAAAACUCUUCACUAGAUGAGCCUGUUAUUCCCACAGAUGGCUUGAAGCCCAUUAAAUGUCCGGAUGGCUGGGUUGCAUAUGCCCAGCACUGUUACCAUCUUAACAGAAACCCCAAGACAUGGAAAGGUGCACUGUCAGCCUGUCGAAGGUCAGGUGGGGAUUUAAUUAGUAUACACAGCAUUGAAGAAUACAGCUUUGCCAUUUCUCAGCUUGACUACAAAACAACAGAUAUCCUGUGGAUAGGACUGAAUGACCAGAAGAGCCCAAUGUAUUUUGAAUGGAGUGAUGGCAGUAGAGUGAGAUUUACCAAGUGGCAGCGAGGAGAACCUACGCACAUCAAUAAUGUGCAAGAAGAUUGUGUCGUCAUGAGUGGAGAGAAUGGAUAUUGGGCCGAUUAUUCCUGUGAAGAGGAACUUGGUUACAUCUGUAAAAGAGAACCUUUGCAGUAUCUUCCAGAAGAAGAUGAAACAGUUGAUCCAACAUGCCAGAAAGGCUGGAAAAGGCAUGGGUUUUACUGUUAUUUAAUUGGAAAGACAUCUGUAACAUUUUCAGAAGCAAAGACAUUCUGUGAAGCCAACAAGGGAUCUCUGACUUCUGUAGAGGACAGAUAUGAACAAGCCUACUUGACCAGUCUAGUUGGACUGCGUUCUGAAAAAUAUUUCUGGAUCGGCCUAUCAGAUGUCACAAAACCAGGGACUUUCAACUGGACCAAUGGAGAUAAGGUCAUGUUCACCCACUGGAAUACAGACAUGCCUGGACAACAUUCUGGCUGUGUUGCCAUGAGAACAGGAACUGCAGCUGGAUUAUGGGAUGUUGCAAAUUGUGAAGAGAAAGCAGCUUUCCUCUGCAGACAUUGGGCAGAAGGUGUAACCCCUCCACCUGUUCCACCCCCAACUACUCCACCCCCAUGCCCAGAGGGAUGGUCUGCAAGUACAACCAGGAAUGUGUGCUUCAAAGCAUUUACUGAAGAAAAAUAUAAAGCGAAAACUUGGUUUGAAGCACGAGAUUUCUGUAGAGAAAUUGGAGGUGAUCUGAUAUCUAUCCACAGUAUAGAAGAGCAGUCUUUACUAGCAAAAGGGAACCAUAAAAAAUAUCCCUGGAUUGGCUUAAAUUCUUUGGAUCCCGAUGAAGGAUUUCGUUGGAGUGAUGGAUCUCCUAUGGACUUUGAAAGUCAAUAUUUCUGGAGAGCAGUAUCUACAAAACAUGACAAAGAGUGUGCAACGCUAGGCUGGUCUCAUAGGAUUUGGAUAUAUCAUCCGUGUGACUAUAUGUUCCACUGGGUUUGCCAAAUAAAACGAGGUGUUCCUUUAAAACCAGAACCAAGCAAUACUUUAGAAUAUUCUUAUAAAAUAAUUGAAGAUGGCUGGAUUGCAUAUGAGAGCAAUGAAUAUUAUUUCAGUAACAUCACAUUGUCUGCAGAAAGAGCCCAGAAAUUUUGCAAGACGCAUGGUGGAGGUCUUGCUAUCAUUGAGAAUGAAAGUGAAAACAAUUUUCUGAGGAAAUAUAAUUUCUUUUAUGGAGCUCGCCAUGAUCGCUAUAUUGGCUUAUUGUUGGGGUUUGACAGAAAGUUCAGCUGGAUAGAUGGAAGUCCAGUGAUCUAUACAGCUUGGGCCCCGGAUGAACCCAAUUUUGCAAAUGAUGAUGAAAACUGUGUGGUUAUGUACGCCAAAACGGGUUUAUGGACUAACAUAAAUUGUGGUACUCAGCAGUAUUUUGUCUGCGAAAGACAUAACCGUUCUGUCCGUUCAACUGUUGCUCCCACAUCACCCCCACCACAGGGGGGCUGUGCUGACGGCUGGCUUUUCUUUGAUAACAAGUGCUUCCAAAUAUUUGGUUUUAAUGAAGAAGAGAGAAAAAACUGGACUGCAGCACGUACUGAUUGCAAAAAUCAAGGUGGAAACCUGGCAACAAUACCAAACAAAGCUGUUCAAGCUUUCCUCACGAUGCACUUAAAAAGUGUUUCAGCAGACACCUGGAUUGGGCUGAACGAUAUCGCUUCAGAGAGGACAUUCGUUUGGACAGACGGAAGUGGUGUCUACUACACAAAUUGGGGCAACGGCUUUCCAAUUCAUCAUUAUUUGUAUGGUAGUGAUGACUGUGUUUCCAUGAUGAAGCAACCUGAACUACAGGCAGGAAAUUGGAGAGAUGGACCAUGUGAAGUUCAAAAGAGCUACAUCUGUCAAAGGAAUACAGAUCCUGCUUUAUCUCACUCUGAAACAACAAUUCCAGCUUCUCAAUAUACCCGUUAUGGAAAUAGCAGCUAUUCUGUCCUUGGUCCCAGAAUGACAUGGGAAGAAGCAAGGAAAAAGUGUAAAUCUGAGCACUCAGAGCUUGCCAGCAUUUUAAACCCCUACAUCCAGUCAUUCCUAUGGCUGCAGGUCUUAAAGUAUGGGGAACCUGUGUGGAUUGGCCUAAACAGUAACAGGACUGGUGAAGUAUACAAGUGGAUAAGUAACUGGAGGCUGGUGUAUACUAACUGGGCUGCUGAAGAGCCAAGGGAGAAAAUCGCCUGUGUCUACUUAGACCGCGAUGGUCACUGGAAAACAGGAAACUGCAGUGAAACACACUUCUCUAUUUGUGAGCAGUAUCACGGUGAAAUCCCAACAGAAACUCCAGAGGUCCCAGGAAGAUGCCCCACUUCAAAAGAAACACUAAGAUCUUGGAUUCCAUUUCGAGCUUAUUGCUAUACAAUCUAUACGGUCAAAGUGAGUUGGCCUGCAGCAUCUAUGAAAUGUGCUCAGUUAGGUGGCACGUUGACUUCAAUAGAAGAUGUAGCUGAACUGAAAUUUCUGCUGGAACACACUCAGCAACUUAAUGCCAUGGACUUCUGGAUAGGCUUGUUCAGAAAUGUGGAUGGAGAAUGGAAGUGGGAAGACAACUCGGAAGUAGAUUAUAUCAACUGGAAAGAUGGACAAGCUGGAAUUCCUGUUGAAAGAUCUUAUUACCAGGACAGUGGUUUUGGAUUUCAAGACCACUGCACUUCCAUGAAUGGUUAUAAAGGAGAAUGGUCCAGUGGAUCCUGCAAUCUACAUUGGGGAUUUAUUUGUAAAACCAAGAAAAUUAUCGACAAGCCGACUGAAGAGCCUAGAACAGAUAAAAACCAUGGAAACAUUCCAGCAUCAGCACAUGGCACAAUUGUGGUGGUGGUUAUCCUGGUUACCCUCGUCCUUGUUGGAGCAAGUGUUGCAACCUAUAUGUUCUACAAAAGAAGAAGCAAGCAACAGCAAACAACUGGUGGAUUUAACAACGCUUUGUAUGGAGACAAUGUGGUUAUUCUUCACAAUCACUGAGUGUCCUGUGGACAACAAAGGGGAAGUUUAACAUGUGCAGGUUGCAUUCCCACCCACAUUCCCUCUCAUUUUCUGUCCCACUGUGUGGGAGCCUCACUCUAUGUGUGUGUGUGGGGGGGGGCAAGGUUUCAUUCAAAAUAGGAAGUAAAAUCAUCUGCCUGCUGAUGAAGCUCUGGG
This is a messenger RNA of Pogona vitticeps (central bearded dragon), 3854 nucleotides long. NCBI's taxonomy places the organism in Eukaryota, Metazoa, Chordata, Lepidosauria, Squamata, Agamidae. The record is from RefSeq and is a predicted model, not a curated record.